CGAGAUUCCAUCUCCUCCCUUUGCUAUCUCCUCCCUUUGCUACCCCAGCCGCCGCUCUCGACGCUGUCGGCCCGUGCGGCGCCCUCCAGUCCUCCACGCUCCCCUGCCCAACUGCAGCUCGAGUCCAGCUGGUGGGGCAGCACCCUCCCUUCCCACGACUUCUCUGUUCGUUCUCUCGGCCUCGGUCUUCCUUUCCUAGCGGCGAUGACAGGGCGAGUUGCGCUGCCCGUUGUUCAUCGAGCGAUGGGGGCUUCGCCGGCGACGAACAUCCGACAAGGACAGAAUACGCAGGAGAGGAGCAUCGGCAGGCAAGACUCCAGGCAACCGGCGCCAAUGUUGGGCCCUUCUGAACGCCAGCUCCCGAAGCGACGCCGACGGAUGGCUUCCGUUGGCAGUGGGCUUCCUGAGGAUAUACUCUCCUUCGAAAUUCUGGUACUACUUCCGGUAAAGUGCCUUGUGCGCCUCCAAUUGGUGUGCAAGCUGUGGCGUGCAACCAUAACCAGCACUCAUUUUGCCCACCGUCACCUCGAGCGUUCGAGAUCCAAAUUCUCUUUUCUCCUGAUGCCCCGGAGGGAUAACGAGGACUACAGCUAUGGCAUUAAGGGUGUGUCUAUCUUCAGCUUUGAGCCGGAGCAGCUCCCUACCAAGAUCGCCCCGUUCCUAAUGCACAAGGGAUUGAGGAUGCCGAUGUUCACCUUGCCUUUGCACUGCGACGGGCUCAUUCUGAUCCCUUGCUUGUUCGGAAGGAUAUUUGUGUGCAAUCCUGCAACAAGGGAGUUUGUCCAGCUUCCACCGGGAAGCGGCCAUAUAUCACUCCAGUGUAGGGUCGCCUUUGGGUUCGACCCCUCAAGUGGCAAGUAUAAGGUGGCCAGGCAUUUCUUUCGCUCAUGUAGCGAAACCAUUGACGCCGCUGGAAAGAGCACAGUUGUGGAGCACGACGCCGGGCAUGAGGUCUUAACCCUAGGUGGUGAUGAUCAAGAGAGUUUGAGUUGGAGGGCCACUGUGGACCCACCUUACCCCAUCAUUGCUAGGACUCCUGCUUGUCUACCAGGGUUCUUCUACUGGAGUGCUCUUCACUCCUUGACCGGCCAUGGUGAUGACAAGGUCAGGUCACAUGUUAUCCUCAGAUUUAAUUUGCGCGAUGAAACCUUCACCGUGCACCCCAAUCCACCAUGCAGGGGCUUUCGAAGCACAUAUGACAUGCUAUGCGAGAUUGGUGGAAAGUUAGGCUAUAUCUACUCAAACUCACAGCGGGAUGCAGAAAUUUGGUUGGCGGAGGAUGAUGGAAAAGAUCUCGCAUGGUCACUGCGCUGUCGCAUCUGCUUGCCCGUGCCAAGGCAGAUUAGGCUUCAUUGUUGCCCUUCGGCUGACCAGGACAAGGUAUUCCUCUCGGUUGAUACAUCUCAUCUUUUCAAGUGCAACUUGCGUGAUGGAACUCUAGAAGAAAUUGUUGAUAUGGCACGCAAGAUGAAGUAUGCGGACCAUGAAGGAAAGCUAUUUACUAGCGGUGAGCUCCUUGUUUCUCACUAUAUGCUCCGGUGUGUAGAAUCGCUGUUGCGUAUCAGCCCGUCAGAAAAUGAACAAUUAGCAUGUACUUCGUAAACGAGCAGUUUGGUUGUGUGUGAUCAAAUGUACUAUAUUCCCCAACUUAGGGUUGCUGUCUCAGUUGAACACUACUAUCAGUUGUGCUUUAUUUAUGUUAUCAAAUCUUUUACUGUUAUUGUA
Molecule: messenger RNA, 1725 nt
Organism: Panicum virgatum (switchgrass)
Lineage: Eukaryota; Viridiplantae; Streptophyta; Magnoliopsida; Poales; Poaceae
Product: putative F-box/kelch-repeat protein At1g12870
Exons: 2
Coding region: 205-1602 (465 amino acids)
Molecular function (GO): protein binding
Source: RefSeq, a predicted model, not a curated record